Messenger RNA from Malassezia globosa CBS 7966, 423 nucleotides. RefSeq lists its product as uncharacterized. Gene Ontology annotation, molecular function: structural constituent of ribosome; RNA binding. Gene Ontology annotation, cellular component: ribosome; cytosolic large ribosomal subunit. The transcript has a single exon. The record is from RefSeq and is a predicted model, not a curated record. Gene Ontology annotation, biological process: translation. The coding region runs from base 1 to 423 and encodes 140 amino acids. Lineage: Eukaryota; Fungi; Basidiomycota; Malasseziomycetes; Malasseziales; Malasseziaceae.
AUGUCUAAGAUCAACCGUCCUCCCGUGUCAGUGUCGCGCGUCAUGUACCUCUCGCGUAACCAGGGAGGUAUUGCCAAGGAUGCCUCGGAGUCGCCAAAGACUGUGGUGGUCGUCGGCACGAUUACGGACGACAACCGUGUGUUGGAGGUGCCGAAGCUGAGCGUGGCUGCCCUUCGCUUCACUAACACUGCUCGUGCGCGCAUUGAGGCCGCUGGCGGCGAGUGCCUCACGCUUGACCAGCUUGCGAUGCGCGCUCCAACCGGUAGCAACACGAUUCUCCUGCGUGGUCCUAAGAAUGCUCGUGAGGCGGUCAGGCACUUUGGUUUCGGUCCACACAAGCACAAGAAGCCAUUCGUGCGCUCCAAGGGUCCCAAGUUCCAGAAGGCCCGUGGUCGCAGAAAGUCGCGUGCCUUCCACGUCUAA